CGCUUUCCCUACGCUGUUGUGUUGAAUUGUAGCGACAUUCGCUUUUUUCUGCCCAAAAAAUACUGUGAAAAUAUUGAUAAAUUGAGACAAAUCUGUGGAUAUGGCUGGCGGAAAAGCAGGCAAGGAUUCUGGAAAAGCCAAAGCAAAGGCCGUUUCGCGUUCAGCUAGGGCUGGAUUGCAGUUCCCUGUGGGCAGAAUUCAUCGGCAUCUCAAGAAUCGCACCACAAGCCAUGGACGCGUGGGGUCCACAGCGGCCGUCUACUCAGCUGCCAUCCUUGAAUAUCUCACCGCUGAAGUACUGGAGUUGGCUGGUAAUGCAUCAAAAGAUCUUAAAGUGAAGCGUAUAACUCCCCGUCACUUACAGCUGGCCAUCCGUGGAGAUGAGGAAUUAGACAGCCUUAUUAAGGCCACAAUUGCGGGUGGUGGUGUCAUUCCACACAUCCACAAAUCGCUCAUUGGAAAGAAGGGUGGUCCGGAAUAAUCGUAUCACUCCGGAA
Molecule: messenger RNA, 497 nt
Organism: Phlebotomus papatasi
Lineage: Eukaryota; Metazoa; Arthropoda; Insecta; Diptera; Psychodidae
Product: histone H2A.V-like
Exons: 1
Coding region: 101-481 (126 amino acids)
Cellular component (GO): nucleosome
Molecular function (GO): structural constituent of chromatin; protein heterodimerization activity; DNA binding
Source: RefSeq, a predicted model, not a curated record